CUUAUCCUAGCCCAACACGAGGGCCCUUGACUUCUGAACCAAAAUGGCAGCGCUCAGCGCGUAGUCCUUUACUUCUCCAAGGCGAACUAAGAUUAAAAUCCUACAUCAUGUCAAAGUUAAGCCGGGUCACUCGAACCCUCAAGAAGCCCGAGGCCGGCGGCGUGAUCCGGUCCAUCGUGCGAGCAGGCCAAGCUAUUCCUGGGCCUCCCCUAGGUCCCAUCUUGGGUCAGCGAGGUGUCUCUAUCAACCAGUUCUGCAAAGAGUUCAACGAGAAGACAAAGGACAUCAAAGAAGGCAUUCCUCUUCCUACAAAAAUUUUUAUAAAGCCCGACAGAACAUUUGAGCUCAAAAUUGGGCAACCCACUAUUUCCUACUUUUUGAAGGCAGCUGCUGGGAUUGAGAAGGGGGCCCGGCAUACAGGGAAAGAGCUGGCGGGCCUGCUGAGUUUGAAGCACAUAUACGAGAUUGCCUGUGUCAAAGCUAAGGAUGAUGCUUUUGCCAUGCAAGAUGUACCCCUGUCAUCUGUGGUCCGUUCCAUCAUUGGCUCUGCCCGCUCUCUGGGCAUUCGUGUGGUGAAGGACCUCAGCGCAGAAGAACUGGCGGCCUUCCAGAAGGAACGAGCCGUGUUCCUGGCUGCUCAAAAAGAGGCUGAUUUGGCAGCCCAGGCAGAAGCUGCCAAGAAGUGACCCCAACUUUCUACACUCUGAGAAUUUGCAGUGAGAGGCUAAGAAGGGGGCCCACAGAGGAAGCUGAGCCAAAAGACGUCAUGGCAACCCGGUUUGUAGUUUCCUGACACAUUACUAUCCAUGUGCUGUGCCAAGGGAUCAAGCCUGAAUAAAGAUCCUUUGUCAUCAA
Mastomys coucha (southern multimammate mouse) is the source of this 855-nucleotide messenger RNA. It is a transcript of the gene Mrpl11, whose product is annotated as mitochondrial ribosomal protein L11. The transcript is spliced from 5 exons. Lineage: Eukaryota; Metazoa; Chordata; Mammalia; Rodentia; Muridae. Gene Ontology annotation, biological process: translation. Gene Ontology annotation, molecular function: large ribosomal subunit rRNA binding; structural constituent of ribosome. Gene Ontology annotation, cellular component: ribosome; mitochondrial large ribosomal subunit. The record is from RefSeq and is a predicted model, not a curated record. The coding region runs from base 108 to 686 and encodes 192 amino acids.